Rhagoletis zephyria (snowberry fruit fly) is the source of this 1344-nucleotide messenger RNA. RefSeq lists its product as uncharacterized. The record is from RefSeq and is a predicted model, not a curated record. NCBI's taxonomy places the organism in Eukaryota, Metazoa, Arthropoda, Insecta, Diptera, Tephritidae.
UUUUGACAUACGAGAGAUUUUCUAAGCAUACAAUGGAAAUACAAGUUUUAUCUAUUGCAACAAAUUGUUUGCUAAACGCUGCUGCCUUAAUACAGCGUAGGAAAAAGAAAAAGACUAAAAAAAAAUAUUCUGCGCAAUGGCUUUUAAAAAGAGAACUGGAAGGAUUUAGCCAUAAACUGUUAAAGGAAAUUGAGUGCGAGGAUUCAAUCCUUCACAAAAAUAUCUUAAGAAUGACUCCAGCUCAGUUUGCAUUCUUAUUAGAAAAAGUACGCCCCUAUAUUAGCAAGCAGGAUACAAAAUUCAGGAACUGCAUAGGAGCUGCGGAACGGCUGCAGCUGACAUUGCGAUAUCUAUCCACUGGUGAAACCCAAAGGUCACUUCAAUUGCCGUUCCGAAUUCAGCAGUCAACCAUUUCCAGAAUUUUAAAGGAAUCAAUUCCCGCAAUAUAUUUGGCGUUAAGGGAGGAGUAUUUGAAAUUCCCUGCAAGUGAGCAAGAUUGGCGUGAUAUUGCAAAAGACUUUUAUCAGAUGUGGGGAUUCCCGAACUGCAUCGGCGCUUUAGAUGGAAAGCAUUGCAGAAUACUGCCAGUGAGGAAAGCAGGAUCUACGUAUUUCAAUUACAAAGGAUACCAUUCAUUUGUAUUGAUGGCAAUCGCUGAUGCCCACUAUCGUUUUAUUUAUGCUGAUGUCGGUGUUAAUGGGAGAGUGGGUGAUGCUGGAAUUUGGUUGAACUCGGACCUGAAAUACGCUAUUGAAAAAAAUGAAGUACAUAUACCAGCCCCAUGCACGCUCCCUUUCAUGUCAACUCCCUCGCCUUUUGUGCUUUUAGCCGAUGAUGCCUUUGCUCUAAAAGACUACUUAAUGAAACCUUACUCUCAUCUAAGACUAUCACCAAGCGAACUUAAAUACAACAACAUACUUUCGAGGAACAGGCGCGUUGUUGAAAAUGCUUUUGGCAUUCUUGCGAACCGUUUUCGAGUUUUAUUUUCACCCAUCCAUCGCGCUCCAGCUGCAGCCAUUCAGAUUGUAUUAUCUUGCGUAUGUGUGCACAACUUUUUAAGAACAGAAAAUGUGAAAAAGAAAACUACGUUUGACGCCAUUUCCGAAAGUGAAAUAGAUGCAAUAAUAGAUAACAACUAUACAACAACCGCUUCUGAAAGAAAUGCGUCAAAAAGGAGCGCUGAAGAAAUAAGAAAAACUUUCGAAAACUAUUUUUCUGCGGUAAAUUAAAAUAUCGUUUCAUUGUUUAAAUAAACCAAAACUUUUCGUGUUGGAAAUUUUCCAUACUAGUAGAAGCAACAAUUGGUUUAUUUGGUGAUUAAAUAAAUGAGUACAAUGUCUUCAA